UCAUGAGGUGGAAGCGCCCCUGACUGUCGCGCGGCGCACGGCCCGGCGUGCCCUCGGCCCUGUCCCGCCGGUUCGCGGCGGCGCGGCCCAUGCGGCUGAUAUUGCUAUAUGGAGAUCUGCCGAAAAAUAAAGAAAAUAUAAUCUAUUUAGCAAAUCAUCGCAGCACAGUGGACUGGAUUGUUGCUGACAUCCUGGCCAUGCGGCAGAACGCUGUGGGGCACGUGCGCUACGUGCUGAAAGACCGCUUGAAGUGGCUUCCGCUGUAUGGGUAUUACUUUUCUCAGCACGGAGGAAUCUAUGUGAAGCGAAGUGCCAAGUUCAACGAGGGCAAAAUGAGGGACACGCUGCAGAGCUACGUGAGCGCGGGGACGCCGAUGUACCUUGUGAUUUUUCCAGAGGGAACAAGGUAUAAUCCAAAAGUCCUUUCCGCUAGUCAGGCAUUUGCUGCUCAACGAGGCCUCCCAGUAUUAAAAUACGUACUGACACCAAGAAUAAAGGCAACGUAUGUUGCUUUUGAUUCCAUGAAGAAUUACAUAGAUGCCAUCUAUGACGUCACAGUGGUUUAUGAAGGGACGGACAAAGAGGGCCAGCACGUGGAAACUACGAGCAUGCCCGAAUUCCUCUGCAGAAACUGUCCAAAAAUUCAUAUUCACAUCGAUCGUAUCGACAGAAAAGACAUCCCAGAGGAACAGGACUCCAUGAAGAGAUGGCUGCACCAGCGCUUUGAGAAAAAGGACAAGUUACUUAUGGAAUUCUACGAAUCACCAGAUCCAGAAAGAAGAAACAAAUUUCCUGGGAAAAGUGUUGAUUCGAAACUAAGCCUCAGGAAGACUUUACCGUCAGUGUUGUUCCUGAGCGGUUUGACUGCCGGCCUGCUGAUGACGGAGGCCGGGAGGAAACUGUACGUGAACGCGUGUGUCUGCGGGACGCUCUUCGGCUGCCUGUGGGUCUCCGUCAGAGCAUGAGGGUGGCAGUCCCUCACGGACAGCCCGACACGACAUCCACUUGCUUCCUGAUUCAGCAAGGAGUGUAAAUAAAGCCUUGUUGAUUGAACAGCGGGUAAAAUGGAAUUUAUACAAAAGCCAACAUGCAUUUGAUUUUGGGCAAACUUUUUUUAGCAUUAGUGCAGGAGCUACUGAAAAGGUCAAAGCUAAGUGGAGUUCAUGCUGUUCUUUACAUAUCCCAUGAACUAAUGUCACCUGACAGCUGUUAAGACUGUAACUCGCUAUUGCUUUCUAACUCAGAUGGCAUAUUUUAACAUUACUUUGUAGCAUAUUUCAUUAUAUUUGUUACUUUCAAUGUCUGACAACUUGACAACUCCAAACUGUCACCACGGAGGUGUUCCGCCUCACUGUGUAACCCUUGGCUUUCUGCUUGGUGUCUGUGAGUUGGUGAAGAAAGUGCAUUCACGUGUCCAGACGCCCAGGGAAAAGGCAAGAAGUGUUACAGGACAGAAGCUCUGUUCAGUGUGCAUUUUUAUUGUAUUGCAUCGUUAGCUGGUUUUGCUUCAUAUUUGCAAAAUAAUUACCACUUAAUAUGUGUUGAAAUCACUUAAUUUGCGUACCCUUUAGUCUGCACAAAAGAAUAAGGUAGAAAAUGUCAAAAUGAAGUUUAAUUUAAAAUUGUAACUGAUGCAUUGCACCAGAACUUUAAAUUGCCUAGUUUUUGAAGGGUUAAACUGUGCUAUUAGCAAUUCCCAACAUCUGUGCCAUAAGUGCUUAAAAUGCUAAGGUUUCCCGUUACCUUCUAUAGCAGAAUAACCAGCGUGACCCUCUCUCUGUCAGAUUCUGAGCCUGCGGGGGCGGAGGUGGCGGGAGCCUGCCGGCGCCCUGCCGGGGUUGCCUGGCAUGUGCCUUGUGCCCGUUGCUUUCUGAUUUAAGCGGCUCGCCCGCCGUGGCGGUCACCCCUGUGCCGCCCGGGGGCUUCCCACUGUGCCGCCCUCCCGGCCUCCUCCGUGGUGCUGCGUGCAGUGUGGGGACACAGGGUCGCCUGGUCCGCUUUGCUCUCCCCGGCUCUGGGGAGUGAGCUCGGGGCUGCAGUGGCAGCGUCCUGCGUUCGUCCCUUGAGAGAAGUUCGUCUUCCUGCAGCCGUGCGCGCGGAGCGGGUCUGCUCGUUUCCCGUCCUGGUGGGGCGCGGCGGUGAUCUGUGUCUCCCAAGCCUGGGCUCAGGAGGCGGCACACCCGUGCAAGGAGGAGUUCUGGGAGUCUGACCUGCCCUGGUUUAUGUUACAAUAUGAACAUGGUUGUCUGCAGACCUUACAAUAACAUUUCUGCUCACUACUUAGGGGUUUUAGGUUGUUUUUUUGUUUUGUUUUGUUUUUUGCAAAAUUAUAUCAGUGACCCAGAUGAAGUGCACCAGUGGACUUAUAAAGAAAAUGAAAAAAAUAACUGAAGGAAAUUGUGUCUGACUGUGUUAUAUCGCUUUUCCCAAGCCAGAAAACAAGCCAUCUCUUGUAGUACCCUUGGAGAGUCAGGUGGUGCGAGUUGCUUUCUGUGUGUUGCCAUGUCUGUACGAGGAUUCAGACCUGUUCCCGCAGAGUACAGCUAGCCUAACUGGUUAGGGAUAGGUGGGGGACAGGUCAAAAUUGCUCAAAGUGCUUUCAUGACAAACUAAUUUUCUCUUUUUUGAAAAGUGAAAUUUAGAUCAACCCUGUGUCUUUGUUAAAUACAUUUUUAAACAGUGCUAAUUUCAGAGCUUAUUUCUGACAAGAUCAAAAUAAAUGUAAGCAGUGAUACUUUGAAUAUCAUGGAUAUACUCCAGUUUUAAAUUUUAAGAAGCAGUGUCAUUGGAAUUAUGUGGAGUAUAAGUGAAUUUAACGAGGCAAAGUCACCUGCGUUAGGUCUCUUGAACACUGUUUCUUGGGUCUGUGCUCGUACACAUCUCACAAAGGUGAGGAAAAACAAGGGUGUGGAAAAAUUUUUGUAUCAAGACGAAGUUUGUCUUUCAUGUGUUGAGUUGGACUUGAGUUACCCAUCUUCCAAAAUUAAAAUCUCUCUGCCUACCCAUAAAUCUUUUCAUACAAUAUCAUUUAAGCUUUUGUUUGUAUUAUUCUUCUUGAUUUACAGCUUACUUAUUAUUUAACUUUUCUUUAUAAGACUGCCAUCAGGGUGCAUGUUUGUGUUAUAUGCAAAGGGUGUAUUUUGAGGGAAGCAAUAAAAUGAAACAAAAUAAAGAUUUUUGCCGUCUGAUGUC
This is a messenger RNA of Chinchilla lanigera (long-tailed chinchilla), 3192 nucleotides long. RefSeq names its product 1-acylglycerol-3-phosphate O-acyltransferase 5 (gene Agpat5). Gene Ontology annotation, cellular component: mitochondrion; endomembrane system. The record is from RefSeq and is a predicted model, not a curated record. Gene Ontology annotation, molecular function: acyltransferase activity. Lineage: Eukaryota; Metazoa; Chordata; Mammalia; Rodentia; Chinchillidae.